CUGCCUUGGGAUUGCUUCGCUCCAUAAGAUUUCCGCAAAACUCAUAUUGCGGGCUUUGAAACUAUACAUAUCAAUAGCAUUGCCCCUAUUUUCUAAAACGUCUUUUCUUGCCAUUCCAGGCCCAUCAGCUACCGUCUGAUGUUAUGCGCGUACCCAUCAUUGCCAGCACCCCUCAACAGCGAUCCAAGACCACCUAUAUUGGUGGUAAGCCAGGAGACAAAUAUCGAUUUACUGUCAUCACUCAAGGCCUUAUCCGCUACGAAUGGGCGCCGGAUGGAGACUUUGAGGAUCGACCUUCCUCCUUUGCCCAGCAUCGGCCUAGCGUGGACUGGGCCCAACUGCGCUACAAUGAGACUGCUACGUCCAUUAAUCUAUACACAGAAAGAUUUCAUUUGACGUAUGACAAGGAGGAAUUUUCUCCUAGUGGCCUUUUUGCUGUCAUUAAGGGAUAUACCGGUACCACCUGGAGAUUUGGCGAAGAGCAUGACACACUCGGUGGCACAUACCGAACUUUGGAUGGCAUCGACGGACGGGUAGCCGUUGGUGCUGGAGUAGCAUCACGAAAUGGAUUUGCCGUUAUAGACGAUUCCAAAAGCCUUCUAUUCACCAAAGAUGGUUUUAUUGCUCCUCGAAAGCCUGGGCCAGGGCGUGUUGACAGCUAUCUUUUUUGCUAUGGUCAUGACUACCGUGAGGCUGUAAAGGCACUGUACCUACUAUCAGGCUCUCAACCUCUUCUACCACGAUGGACCCUUGGAAACUGGUGGAGUCGCUACUACGAAUACACGGCAGAAUCAUACAUCGAGCUUAUGAACAAGUUCGAGCGCAACGGGAUCCCUCUCAGCGUGGGUGUAAUCGACAUGGACUGGCAUUUGGUGACAGAUCAGAAAGUCAAGGACGAGUAUUAUUCGGGCUGGACAGGUUACACAUGGAAUAAAAAGUUAUUCCCAGAUCCCAAAGAAUUCAUCCGACAGUGUCACGAGAGAAAUCUCAAGAUGACUCUCAACGAACAUCCUGCGGAUGGCAUCCACAGCUAUGAAGAUAUAUAUCAAACCAUGGCAAAGGCUGUAAACUUCAAUACGGACAAUAGGGAUCCCAUACCAUUUGAUAUUGCCAACCGAACUUUCAACAAGGCAUACUUCGAUGUUUUAAUGCCAAGCCUGGAGAAAGACGGUCUUGAUUUUUGGUGGGUUGACUGGCAGCAAGGAACCAAUUCCAGUAUACCUGGGGUGGAUCCUCUCUGGGUCCUUAAUCACUUCCAUUUCCUUCAUAAUGCAAAGCUACAGCAGGAAAGAGGUCCAGAGUGUGGAGGCGGUAGCCGACCUAUUGUCUUCUCUCGAUACGCCGGACCUGGUAGCCAGCGGUACCCAAUUGGAUUCUCAGGCGAUACUGUUACAACAUGGGCAUCUCUCAACUUCCAACCAGAGUUUACAGCUACGGCAAGCAAUAUAGGCUAUGGGUGGUGGAGCCACGAUAUCGGCGGCCAUAUGCAGGGCAUCAUGGACGACGAGCUUACUGCACGCUGGGUGCAGCUUGGUGUCUUUUCUCCCAUUAUGCGCCUACAUUCGACCAAGAAUCGCUGGGUUAGAAAGGAACCGUGGAAUCUUCUUGGGUCUGCGGAAUAUGGCCCACAAAGUGUGGUGACGGAUUUCUUGCGUCUGCGCCACAGGCUCAUUCCAUAUCUCCAUACAAUGAAUGCCCGCGCGGCGGAGAAAGGUGAGCCACUGGUGCAACCGCUGUAUUGGGAUUAUCCGGCAUGGGAGGAGUCGUACACCGUGCCAAAUCAGUAUCUCUUUGGAUCUCAAAUGAUGGUUGCUCCCAUAACGUCUCCUCAGAGCCGCGCCACCCUCUGUGGCAAGGUUCGCGCGUGGCUUCCACCUGGUACCUGGGUUGAUUUCUUUACAGGAAUGGUAUACGAUGGUGGGCGCUUUAUGUGGCUUUGCAGAACUUUGGAUCAGAUUCCCGUCCUCGUUAAACUAGGAGCUAUCAUCCCUCUAGAUGGAAGACCAGUCGCUAAGAAUGGUGCUGGCAAUGCCGAUGCUUUUGAGAUCACUGUAGUGGUUGGCGCCGAUGGCUGCUUUGAGAUUCUUGAGGAAGAUGAGAAUCAUUCCGGUACGGACGGGUCAUGGAUGAAGACUGUGAUUACAUAUGACGACAAGGCAGCCCGUCUAACUGUUGGUGCGACAACUGGGGCUGAUGAUACGGAAAGAAGAACAUGGUCAAUCCGCUUCUUGGGGUUGCAAAUUCCCGAACCUGAAAAUAUUGUCAUGACAGCAAACGGUUUAUCUUCAACCCCUUCAACGGAGGUAACCGAUGCUGCCAUCAUUAUUCACUUGGGGACGACUUCCAAGCAGACCGCCUUUACUCUAACACUGCCAAAGGGUCUCAAGCUAAAAGUUAACAACCCGGAGGACAGGAUUUUUGAGGUUCUAUACAAGGCUCAAGUUCCUAUUCCACUGAAAGAAGAGCUUGAUCGAAUUUUAACGCCCAAAAAUAUCGCUACGUCGGUCCGGAUUUCUCAGCUGGAAGCACUGAAUUUAGACGAAGACCUCAGGCUCGUCCUAGUUGAGCGGUUACUAGCCGAUCAGCGUUCAUCUUAUUGAUAGAUAUACUUCAAAUUGUCAACAUUUAUAGCUUAGUUAAAGUCAAUAUUUUCGCUACAUUUAUUUUUUGAUUAGAGCAACAGAAUUUUAAAAGUUAG
Molecule: messenger RNA, 2698 nt
Organism: [Torrubiella] hemipterigena
Lineage: Eukaryota; Fungi; Ascomycota; Sordariomycetes; Hypocreales; Clavicipitaceae
Source: the annotation of a GenBank genome assembly